This is a messenger RNA of Artibeus jamaicensis (Jamaican fruit-eating bat), 2177 nucleotides long. RefSeq names its product matrix metallopeptidase 11 (gene MMP11). NCBI's taxonomy places the organism in Eukaryota, Metazoa, Chordata, Mammalia, Chiroptera, Phyllostomidae. Bases 11 to 1489 code for a protein of 492 amino acids. Gene Ontology annotation, cellular component: extracellular matrix. The transcript has 8 exons. Gene Ontology annotation, molecular function: zinc ion binding; metalloendopeptidase activity. Gene Ontology annotation, biological process: collagen catabolic process; extracellular matrix organization; proteolysis. The record is from RefSeq and is a predicted model, not a curated record.
CCUGGGGCGGAUGGCUCGGGCCAGUGGGCUCCGCGGCGCGGCUCUGCGCGUCCUCCUGUACUCGUUGCUGCUGCUGCUGCUGCUGCUGUCCUUGCCGCCGCCGCUGCUGGCCCGGGCCCCGCGGCCGCCGGUCACCCACCGCCACCGCCUGCUGAGGAGGGGGCCACAGCCCUGGCAUGAAGCUCCUCCGCGCAGCCGGGCACCUGCCCCUGCUGCACAGGAGGCUCCUCGGCCUGUGGGGGGCCCCAGACCUCCCCGCUGCGGCGUACCUGACCCACCCGAUGGGCUGAGUGCCCGCAACCGACAAAAGCGGUUCGUGCUCUCUGGUGGGCACUGGGAGAAGACCGAUCUCACCUACAGGAUCCUUCGGUUUCCAUGGCAGCUGGUGCGCGAGCAGGUGCGGCAGGCAGUAGCAGAGGCCCUCCAGGUGUGGAGUGAUGUGACACCACUCACCUUUACUGAGGUGCACGAGGGCCACGCCGACAUCAUGAUCGACUUCACCAGGUACUGGCAUGGGGACAACCUGCCAUUUGAUGGACCUGGGGGCAUCCUGGCUCAUGCCUUCUUCCCGAAGACCCACCGAGAAGGGGAUGUCCACUUCGACUAUGAUGAGACCUGGACUAUUGGGGACAACCAGGGCACAGACCUCCUGCAGGUGGCAGCCCACGAAUUUGGACAUGUGCUUGGGUUACAGCACACGACGGCUGCUAAGGCCCUCAUGUCCCCUUUCUACACCUUCCGCUACCCGCUGAGCCUCAGCCCAGAUGACCGCAGGGGCAUCCAGCACCUGUAUGGCCGGCCCCAGCCAGCCCCCACCUCCAGGCCCCCAGCCUUGAGCCCCCAGGCUAGGGUGGACACCAACGAGAUCGCACCACUGGAGCCGGAAGCCACACCAGAUGCUUGCAAGGUCUCCUUUGACGCAGUAUCCACCAUCCGUGGCGAGCUCUUCUUCUUCAAGGCGGGCUUUGUGUGGCGGCUUCGUGGGGGCCAGCUGCAGCCUGGCUACCCUGCUCAGGCCUCUCGCCACUGGCAAGGAUUGCCCAGCCCUGUGGAUGCAGCCUUUGAGGAUGCCCAGGGCCACAUCUGGUUCUUUCAGGGGGCUCAGUACUGGGUGUACGAUGGUGAGAAGCCAGUUCUAGGACCUGCACCCCUCUCCGACCUGGGCCUGCUGGGGUCCCCAGUCCAUGCAGCCUUGGUCUGGGGCCCUGAGAAGAACAAGAUCUACUUCUUCCGAGGUGGAGACUACUGGCGCUUCUACCCCAGCACCCGCCGUGUGGACAGCCCAGUGCCCCGCCGGGCCACUGACUGGCGAGGAGUGCCCUCUGAGAUCGACGCCGCCUUCCAGGAUGCCGAUGGUUACGCCUAUUUCCUGCGCGGCCGCCUCUACUGGAAGUUUGAUCCUGUGAAGGUGAAGGCCCUGGAGGGCUUUCCCCGUCUUGUGGGCCCCGACUUCUUUGGCUGUACAGAACCUGCCAACACUUUCCGUUAGCCAUGGCUUGGGUGCCCUCAGGGCCCCUGAGCCGUGGCAGGCCACCGACAUCACCUGGAGACCUGUGGCCAUCUUUGUGGCUGUGGGCAGCAGGCAUGGGACAGAACCUAUGUCUCCUCAGGGGAGCUGCGAGGGGGGUCCUGCCACCAUGACAACUGCAGGGAAGGCCACGCAGGUCGUGGUUGCCUGCCAGCAACUGUCUCAGACUCAGCAGGGAGGCUUUGGUAUUAAGUGUGAGGGUCGUCUGGGGCCUGCUCUACCCUGCCUGUGCAGGUAACAGUCAAACCUGGCUGUCCUCGCUCUCUAUGCCUGUCCCUCAGGAAAGGACCUCAGCAGGUUAAGGGGAGCUGGAGCCCUCGCGCUGUCCCUGCUGUGAGGUUCCUGCAGGGUGCUGACAAAUGGAUCCUGGGGCCCCGUGGCCUUCUGCCUUUUCCUGAGAAGUCAGUUCUGGGGAGAUGCUUGGAACUGGCUGCCUUCCAGUUGGUGAUCCUGGAGAUGUCCCCCAAGAUCCAGGCCAGAAGGUCCAGAGUCAGCGGGAAGGGGGGUGCUUCUAGCUGAAGACCCAGGGCCCUGGAGGCCCCAACAUACCUCAAUCCUGUCAUAUGCCGGAUCUCCCUCACCCCCUCAUCCUAGCACUGAGACCCUCCAAAGCCGUGUAAAUGGUGUACAAAGCCUUUCUUUUCUUUUU